Mycotypha africana is the source of this 3366-nucleotide messenger RNA. RefSeq lists its product as uncharacterized. Bases 1 to 3366 code for a protein of 1121 amino acids. The transcript has 5 exons. NCBI's taxonomy places the organism in Eukaryota, Fungi, Mucoromycota, Mucoromycetes, Mucorales, Mycotyphaceae. The record is from RefSeq and is a predicted model, not a curated record. Gene Ontology annotation, molecular function: protein-macromolecule adaptor activity; identical protein binding; ubiquitin binding.
AUGGAUUUAUUGGAAACAGACGACCCAGACUGGUUCUUGGUAAGGGCCAGUAAUGGUGAGAUUGGGCUGGCACCGAGCAAUUACGUCCAUGAUGCUAAUGAAGGUUUUGAAGACGCCCAAGAAGAACUUCCUGCUACCUCAUCAAAUGUUCCGCAACCACCAGCACAGCUACCACAACCAACACCACCAACCAUUGCACCACCACAACUUCAACCUAUUUUAUCACAUACGACUGGAUCUACUGCUGCCACUGGCAACGGAAGUAGGGAAGCAAUCUCAGAUGAUGCGCAAUCUUGGAACGUUUAUGAAUACGACCCAAACAAAAAGAAGAAGAAGAAAAGUAAAGGUAGCCUUUUCAUUGGCAAUGGCAUGAUCUGUUAUGGCAGUGAAACAGAUAAAGCAUCACCUGUCCAGCAAUAUCCUAUUUUAGAUGUGACCAAAUAUCUUUACGAUGGGAAAAAUCUGCAUAUUGAAAUAAAUGGCAGUGGCAAAGAUGCUGUAUUAGAUUUGCAAGCUUCAUCGAAAUCGGAAGCUAAAGCAAUCUUAGCGAAGAUAGCCGAUUCAACAAGAGCGGCGCAAAUGUCCAAUACGCAUUUAAAUCAGCACACUUCAGAACGACAAAUAGCUGCACCUGCACCUGCUAUUACAUCAAUUCAGUCACAGCAUGAUGAGCAAGAGCAACAGUAUACAACAGAUACGCAUGAAGGAGAAGAAGAGCCUAAUUGUGAACCACGAUGGGGCAUCUCUUUGUAUACAUUUGGUGCCGAAGGGGGUGAUGAGAUAUCCGUUGCUGAAAAUGAGCAAAUUUAUGUUGUUGAUUAUGUGCGAACAGAUGGUUGGUGGCGAGUGCAAAAGGUAGAUGGUGAAAUGGGGAUUAUUCCAUCUUCUUACGUCCAGUUUGACGACGAAGAAGUAGCAGAACAUGAUGCAGGACAAAGUAAUGAUCAUCAACAAAGUUCUCGAAGUCUUGCUCCAAAUAAUGUAGAAGAUAUUAGAAAGAAACGUAUAGAAGAAGAGCGUGCCUUGCAACAACAAAGAAUCGCUGAAGAAGAAGCUCGUGAAAAGCAAAGACGUUUAGAACAAGAGGCUAAAGAAAGACGAAGAUGGGAAGAGGAAGAGCAACGGAGAAAACGCGAGGAAGAAGAUCGUAAACGAAGGGAACAAGAGGAGGAAGAACGUAGACAAAGAGAAAUUCAGGAAAGAGAAAAGCGCAGACAGGCGCAAGAGGCAGCAAAGCGCGCAGAGCUGGCCCGCCACAAACAGUUAGAAGAGGACUAUCGUCGCAAAGAUGCCGAAAGAAAAGCGUCUCUUGCUCGAUCUCAAAGCUCUGGUUCGAAACACAGCAGUAAUGGUAGCAGCCGUCAUCAAGAUUUACCUAAGCCGGACCUAAAUAAAAUUAGAACAUGGACUGAUCGCAGUGGUUCUUUUAAAGUUGAAGCCCAAUUUAUCGAUUACCAUAAUGGUAAAUUACGUUUACAUAAACUAAAUGGCGUAAAAAUUGAUGUACCUGUGGAAAAGAUGUCACCUGAAGAUAUUAGAUGGGUUGAAGAACAUACAAAGUCCCAUUCCCCAUCCGCUUCAUCCUCAACAAGGGACCAAAAGGAGCCAGAAAUGACACCGCCCAUGCCUCCUCGACCGCAACCUACUGGGGGUUCUGCAACAUCUUCACGACCUCAGCAAAAGAAGGUCAAUGAAAAGUGGGAUUGGUUUGACUGGUUCAUGAUGAUCGGUAUCCCUAUGCAGGCAUCGCUUCAGUACGCCUCUGCUUUCAAAGCUGAAAAAUUAGAUGAUAGUGAUAUAGAUAAUUUGACACACAAAAAAAUGAAAAUGCUUGGUAUGAAGGAAGAGGAUGUCAGACGUGUCGAAAAGUUUGUCGAGACUGGCCAACUUGAUUCUGAAGAAGAUCCCGCAAAGAAAAGCCAACUUGAAAAGGACGAAGAACUUGCUAGAAAGUUACAGAAUGAAUGGAACAAUGACAAUAGCUCAUCAAAGACUAGAACUAGUAGGCCCAAGCCUAGUGUGUCUGCUCCGAAGGAUGUACAUGCAGAUUUGCUGGAUUUCAUUGGUGAUAAGUUAAGUGGUGCUUCUGAUACUGCAAGCAAAGAUAAAGAUAAGGGCCUUGAAAAGCCGAAAAAUAAUGGCGCAGCAGGGUUUGCUGAUGAUGCUUGGACGCCUCGAUCAGACAAUAGCCCCCUCGCCAGCUUAGCUGCUUUGAAGCCAAUUCCUGCUGCGCCAGCCGCAUCAACUGCAGCAAGCUCAUCAUCAGCUAUAGUAUCUCCUGGCCCCUCUUCUGCUCCUGCGGUUCCUAUAGCACCUGUAGGUCCAUCUCUGGAAGAACAAAAAGCAGCGGAAGAAAAGCGUAAACGCAUGCAAGAGGAGGAACAAAUACAGAAAAUUCAAUUGAUGGGCUUACAACAGAAAGCUAGAGAACAACAAAAGCAAUUAGAGGAAUUGCAAAAGCUAACAGAACAACAGCUACAACUACAGAAGCAAUUAGCUAUGCAAACAGGUACUCAACAACAGCGUCUGCAGCAACAACAACAAAUGCUCGACAUUCAAGCACAACAACAGAUGCUCCAGCAACAAUUAGGUCAACAGCCAUCCCAAUUACAGCCUUCUUUGACAGCACAGCCUACAGGCUUUAUGGCAUCACAUUCUAUAACUUCUCAACCUACCGGUCUGAUGUCACAGCCCACUGGUAGUUUGGCUAAUCAAUUAAGCUCUCCUGGUCGUUUAAGGCCUUCUGCUAGCAAUAACAUCUUCUCUGACCCUACGUUAGGUCAGUGGCAGCCUAGUCAGCCACCAGCAAUGCAGCAGCCAGUACAUACAAGCUUCCCACCGCAACAACAACAACAGCCAGAGCAGAAUUUAGCAUGGCAAGCGCUCCAACCUCAAAUGACAGGCUUUCCUUCGACUGAUAUUAACAGUAAUAGUAAUGCCUUCCAGCCACAGCAACAACAACGACAAGGCUCUUUACCACUUCCACCAUCCUUGUCACCCACACCUGCUGCUGCUGGACAGCAAAGUAAUAUUUUCAUUAAUAAUGGUGCUCCUUUUAGAGCACAAAGCAUGCAGCCUACGGGCAGACAUUGGAAUAUAGCCACACCUGAUAAUCCAUUUGGAUCCCCUAACAUGGCUCCAUUGCAAGCUCAAAUGACAGGCAUCAACUUUUCUACACCCAGCCCUCAAGCCUUUAAUCAAAGUCCAUUGCAACCACAACAAACUCAAAUGCAACAGAAUUACAUGCAGUCUCAAAUGACAGGUUUUCCUACUCAACAACAGCCAGUAGCCGGAAAUAAUAUCUUUACUCCACAAGGUUCAAUGCAAUAUGGCCAAUCGGCAUUCCCUGAUCAGCGUCCUUGGUAA